Molecule: messenger RNA, 831 nt
Organism: Colletotrichum truncatum
Lineage: Eukaryota; Fungi; Ascomycota; Sordariomycetes; Glomerellales; Glomerellaceae
Product: beta-ketoacyl-acyl carrier protein reductase
Molecular function (GO): oxidoreductase activity
Source: RefSeq, a predicted model, not a curated record
AUGUCCCAAGCAUCUACUUCUGACGCUCCUUGGUCCCUUCAAGGCAAGACCGCCGUUGUAACUGGAGCCUCAAGGGGAAUCGGCAAAGCUAUCGCCAUCCACCUAGUCCGCAAAGGUGUCGCCAACAUCGCAAUCACCUACGCAAGCAACAAGGCCGCCGCCGACGAUACCAUUGAGAAGUGUCGUGCCUUGGGCGUCAAGAAUGCAAUUGCGAUCAAGGCCGAUGCUCUCAAGCCGGAAGUCUGGCCUAAUGUCAUCAAGGAAUCCCUCAGCAGUCUCGGCACAGAAACAAUCGACAUUCUCGUCAACAACGCUGUUCUCGCAACCAUAGAAGACUACAAGCCUACAACAGAACUCAGCGUCGAAAGCUUCUCCAGCGUGAUGAUUGCAAACGUCUACUCUCCCGUGGCUACGACGCUGGCCUUCAUGGAGCACGCGCCCAAGACCGGCGGCCGCGUCAUCAACAUUUCGAGCGUCUCCGGAAGGGCCCCGAACAACGACCCGAUGAUCACGUAUGGCGCCAGCAAAGCCGCCCUCGACAGCUUCACCAGGUCCUUCGCCGACUCCUUCGCGUCCAAGCGCGUAAUGACUUUUAACAGCGUCAUCGUUGGGCCGACUGCCACGGACGCCAUGGCAGCAGUUCUUUCCUCGGCGCCCCCUGAAACCAAGCAGUUCUUCAUUGACCAAACUUCUGCCGCUCCGCGAGUGGGAGAGGCUGACGAUAUUGCUUACAUUGUGGGAUUCCUUGCUAGUGAGGAGGGGCGAUGGGUUAAUGGCGCGGCGGUCAGUGCCAAUGGAGGAUUCAGGACUGUUUUGGCGGCGCUUGGUUAG